Messenger RNA from Protopterus annectens (West African lungfish), 754 nucleotides. It is a transcript of the gene CCHR12.PART0H16orf91, whose product is annotated as chromosome chr12.part0 C16orf91 homolog. The record is from RefSeq and is a predicted model, not a curated record. The coding region runs from base 100 to 558 and encodes 152 amino acids. Lineage: Eukaryota; Metazoa; Chordata; Ceratodontiformes; Protopteridae. The transcript has 2 exons.
CACAUUAACCUUGACGUAAUUGACAACUGGUUAUGUUAUUGAUCAACGUAGGGUUAACAAGUGAUUUUUCCUAAAUACAGUGUGAUUAAAGUUGUAGCUAUGUUGACAUACUCCAGAGUUUUAAUUUUAUCGGUUUCGAAACAAGCUCGCACUGUCCGUUUGUUAGCUUCGAUUAUCUGUAUGAGAAGGGCCUAUGCAUCAGAGGCUACAAGUACAUCAGAGACUGUAAGUAAAAAACUAGGACCGAGUAACACCUCUCAUUCACACAAAACUGACACUUUUGAUAUAGGACCAAUCAAGUUUUCGACAAGUAAAGCAAGUCCCAAGGUGUGGACUGUGGACAAAUCCUUUGGAAGUCAUUACCAAAGACCUUGGUGGAAGGUCCUUCCUGUCAGCCUCCUUGGAAUUGGUUUCCUGAUAUGGUGUUUUGUUCGAGAAGAGACUGAAAUAGAUGAGAAAUUUGAUAAAACUUUAUUGGAAAACGUACCUGAUUUUAAGUCUUUAGCACAGGAUUCGGAACAUCAAGUACAGCACACAGAUAAAAACAAAAAGACUUAAUGCAAUGUCAAAUUCUGUUCUUAUAGAAGUGCACUGCUUUGAAUAGCAUUUAUUUAUUUAUGCUCUGAUUCCAAGACUCGGAAUUUUCAAACUGCUGCUGAAAAAUGUACAUAUUUAAGGUGGUUCAUGUAUGCAAAAUUUUCUCAAUGUGAGUUGAGUGAAAAUACUGUUCAAACAUAAAGAUCUUUUUUCCUGA